GUUUCCGGUUAUAUUCGGAACUGGCGCCGGUAAUUUGCGCAUAAAUUUUCCAUGUGCAUCAUUUGUAAAAAUGGCUGAUCCGAUGGAGUCCAUACCCAGUAGUAGCAGUGGUGAUAUCAACACAAAUGCCCAAACUGCAACAAGCAACACAGGUUCAGGUGACGAGCUGAAAAGUAAUGGACAUUUGGCACCAGAAGACAUGACCUCUAAGGAUUACUAUUUUGACUCAUAUGCACAUUUUGGAAUUCAUGAGGAAAUGUUAAAGGAUGAGGUUCGCACAUUAACGUACAGAAAUUCCAUGUACUAUAACAAACACCUCUUCAAAGAUAAAGUUGUUCUAGAUGUAGGAUGUGGUACUGGCAUUCUGUGUAUGUUUGCUGCUAAGGCUGGAGCUCGUCGUGUCAUUGGGAUUGAAUGUUCAAGUAUAAUUGACUAUGCCGAGAAGAUCAUAGCUGCCAACAAAUUGGAUAAUGUUAUUUCUCUUGUGCGUGGAAAAGUUGAAGAAGUUUCUCUUCCAGCUGAUAUAGACAAGGUUGAUAUUAUUAUUUCUGAGUGGAUGGGGUAUUGUCUUUUCUACGAGUCCAUGCUCAACACAGUCAUCUUUGCUAGAGACAAAUGGCUGGCACCUGAUGGGCUAAUAUUUCCAGACAGGGCCACUUUGUAUGUUACUGCCAUAGAAGACAGACAGUAUAAAGAUGAAAAGAUCAAUUGGUGGGACAGUGUUUAUGGCUUUGAUAUGAGCUGUAUAAGAGAUGUGGCUAUAAGGGAACCACUUGUUGAUGUUGUUGACCCCAAGCAAGUUGUUACCAAUUCUUUUUUGGUGAAAGAGGUUGAUAUUUACACAGUGAAAGAAGGAGAUAUUGCAUUUACUGCUCCAUUUCGACUGACCUGCCGUCGAAAUGAUUACCUGCAUGCCCUUGUCACAUUUUUCAACAUUGAAUUCACCAAGUGCCACAAACGCACCGGAUUCUCAACCUCUCCUGAUGCACCAUACACGCACUGGAAACAGACUGUGUUUUAUUUGGGUGACAAUGAUCUGACCAUCAAGAAAGGUGAAGAGGUUGAUGGAGUCAUUACAAUGACACCUAAUAAACAGAACAACAGAGAUCUGGAUUUUACAGUGAGUAUUGAUUUCCAUGGAGAGUUGUCUGAAGCUACCUGCAGCCUGAAUUACAAAAUGAGAUAAGAACUUGGCUUAUUUAAUCUGCAUUGGUCUAGAACUAGACUUUUUUUUUUUUAACCAUUAGAAUGAAUGAUUAAUUUGUUGUAAAUGAUCUGAUACUAUCAUGGAUGGAUGACCUAAACCAUAAUUUGUGUACAGUCAAAAGACUUUUUUUAGGCAGUUGUGUUUUUAUAGUUACAAGAAGACCCCUUAACCAUUCUGCUGCACAGAGUUAAUGUUGUACCGGUGCAAACUUUUAGUGGCUACUGGACAUUUGCUACCUUUCAUUGCUGUUAUUAUACUAGUAAAUUUAAUGAUCAUUUUCUGUUGUUAUAACAUUUGUUCAAAGUAAGUGGGAGGGGGUGCGGCUGCUAUGUAAUGUAUUUAGUUUUAAACUUUGAACAUGCAAAGUCAUUGUUUGGUUUCACAAUUCACCACCUCAUUUUUGUAUAUGUCAUGAAUUUACCUUUUGAUACAAAAUACUUGUGUAAAUCUUUUUUUUUUUUUUUUUUUUUUUUUUUCAACUUUUUUGCUGUUAAAUUUUGUUGCAGAGUUUAGGGGUCACAUGUUUUGGAUAAUUGAGAAAUAGUAAAUUUUUAUUUUUAAGAUAGAUGUUGUGUUUUCUGUGGAGACCAAAGCAAAGUGUAAUAUUGAGUCUCUUUUUAAACCUAAAAGGAUUUUUAUUGGCUUAAAUUUGAUGCUGUGGUUUAUGCAUCUUGACAUGUCUUGUACAAAGAAUUGAACCAAAAAUAUGAAGUUUCAUACCAUGUUUUGUUGCAUAUUCGUCAUCAUUAAACGUUUGUUAAAUAAA
Molecule: messenger RNA, 1973 nt
Organism: Biomphalaria glabrata
Lineage: Eukaryota; Metazoa; Mollusca; Gastropoda; Planorbidae
Product: protein arginine N-methyltransferase 1-like
Exons: 10
Coding region: 71-1186 (371 amino acids)
Biological process (GO): peptidyl-arginine methylation
Cellular component (GO): nucleus
Molecular function (GO): protein-arginine N-methyltransferase activity
Source: RefSeq, a predicted model, not a curated record